AUGACCAACUAUUCACAUUCCCACUUCUCAUUCCCAACUCCACCAAUCCACCACCCCAACGACGUCGUAUCAACCACCACCACCAUCACCACCGCCGCCAUCACCGCCUCCGUCCCUUCUCCUCCUCCAGAACGACACCGUAUCACCACCGUCAACACCACCAACCCCAAAAGGAAACGAUCCAAAACGGCCCGAACCGAAGGCGCCCCAAAACAUGGCCGGAGAGGCCCUGACCCCGGAGCGCCCAAGAUCACCAUGCCCUGCAGUGAGUGCGGCAAGAAGUUCUGGUCUUGGAAGGCUCUCUUCGGCCACAUGCGCUGCCACCCCGAGCGGCAGUGGCGAGGGAUCAAUCCGCCGCCGAAUCUCCGAAGAUCAUCGCCUCAUCCUCUCUGGUCUCCCAAUCGUUACGUCGAAUCGAUUUCGGUUGAGGAAUACGACGUCGCUUCUUGCUUGCUUCUGCUAGCCAGUGGCUCGCCGACAUCGAGUUUCCAUGAUCGUUUCGAGUGUUCGAGUUGCAAGAAGGUGUUUGGAUCGCACCAAGCGCUGGGAGGGCACAGAGCGAGCCACAAGAACGUCAAGGGAUGCUUCGCCAUUGCAGCCAAGAUCGAUGGCGACGAUGAAGGUAUCGACCACGACGAUCAUCGGGAUCAAAACGACGUCGCCUCGGAGAAGAAGAUGGAACUGGGAUCGAGUAGUUCGGGCGGCGGAGGAGGACACAGGUGUGGGAUUUGUUUGAAAGUGUUUGCGAGUGGACAAGCGUUGGGUGGUCACAAGAGGUGUCACUGGGAGAAGUUUGGGGAGGAGGAUUAUUAUUGUUCGCCAUUGUUGUCGCCGUCGUCGAAUAAUGGAGGUUUGAGCUCCUCCAUGAAUAACAUCAAUGGCGGUGGUCUUGACUUGAACUUGCCUCCUCCUCCUGCUGAUGCUGCUGCUUCAACCAUGGAAGAAUUGGAUUAUUCUUCUUCUACAACUGUAACCUUGGACUUGAGAUUGGGUCUCUAG
Humulus lupulus (European hop) is the source of this 999-nucleotide messenger RNA. RefSeq names its product zinc finger protein ZAT3. The record is from RefSeq and is a predicted model, not a curated record. Lineage: Eukaryota; Viridiplantae; Streptophyta; Magnoliopsida; Rosales; Cannabaceae. The transcript has 2 exons. Bases 1 to 999 code for a protein of 332 amino acids.